This is a messenger RNA of Aspergillus uvarum CBS 121591, 1875 nucleotides long. RefSeq names its product general substrate transporter. The record is from RefSeq and is a predicted model, not a curated record. The transcript is spliced from 5 exons. The coding region runs from base 286 to 1875 and encodes 529 amino acids. Gene Ontology annotation, biological process: transmembrane transport; carbohydrate transport. Gene Ontology annotation, molecular function: carbohydrate:proton symporter activity. NCBI's taxonomy places the organism in Eukaryota, Fungi, Ascomycota, Eurotiomycetes, Eurotiales, Aspergillaceae. Gene Ontology annotation, cellular component: membrane.
CUCCGCAUCAACAUGAUGACUCCUCGGCCGUGAGGCCAGCCGCCUCCCCGGGUUUGCCGACCAGGAUUACGUGUCUGCAUGGUCAUCUCCACAUGGUCCGGGCGUCGGCAAUUCCGGCACCCCGUGGGGUAUCGAACCCUGCCUUAUCCCCUGUUGUUUCCCUGCUGCUUCCCUGCUAUAAUGCGAACUAUUCCUUGCUCAACGUUCUUGAUCUGUGCCAACCCCCCAUCAGCCCACACUUGCAUUGUCUUCUCUGCGGGUCUCGUCUGAUACAUCCACCACACAAUGACAGCCGACCAGAAGGCCGAAACGAACCACCUCGAGAAUGUCAAUUCGAACGAAGCCGAAGCCCAACACCAAGCAAUCACCCACAAUGACAGUGCGCCUUCCACAUGGACGGCACUACGCCAAAACCCGUUGAUUAUCUUGUUCUGUCUGUAUGCCAAUGUUGGCGCUUUAAUGUAUGGGUUCGACAACCUGAUUUUGUCGUUGUCGUUGUCUAUGCCGGCCUUUGAACAGAAGUUCGGCUCCUUGGUCAAUGGCACAUACACCAUCCCCGCCUACUGGCAAUCUCUGUGGAAUGCUCUCUCGCAGGUAGCCACCAUGAUCGGAUCCACCGUCGGCGGAUUCAUCUCCGACCGGCUGGGUCGACGUGUUGCAUUCCUGGUCGCUGCCUGUUUGUCGUCUGCGGGAUUCGCCGUGGUGUAUACCGCCAGCACGCCUGGUGUCUUUCUCGCGGGCAAGAUCAUCAACGGUCUGGCCCUGGGGAUCGCCUUGACAACUGGACAAACCUACGUCUCCGAGAUCACCCCCCUUCCCCUUCGUGGUAUCGCUCUGUCGGCAUAUACCUUCUGCAUGAAUCUGGGCUACAUGAUCGCCGCAUCCGUGGCCCUGCCCCGGCUGACCAUGACCACCGACGCAGCCUACAAGGUCCUCUUCGCCUGCGGCUGGGUCUGGCCAGGCCUCCUCUUCCUCUUUCUAAUCCUCAUCCCCGAAUCGCCCUACUUCCUCGUGGCGAACAACAAACCCUCGCACGCCGCCCGCGCCCUGACCCGCCUCGGCACCACUCCCGCCCUUAUCCCCGGGAUCCUUGACGAGAUCAUCCGCACCACGGAGGAGGAACGCCUCCGCGCCGCGCAGGCCGAGGGCGCCAGCUUUCUCGACUGCUUCCGCGGCACGCACUGGCGCCGCACACGCAUCAUCCUGUACUGCAACGCGCUGCCGCAGGUGAUCGGGUCGAGCUUCAUGACCAACGGGCCGUACUUCCUGGUGCAGGCGGGCAUGUCGGCGGGCAAGAUCGGGAUGAUGACGGAGAUCGGGAUCGCGUUUGGCAUUGCUAGCUCGUUGGUGACGGGGUGGGCGAUGACGGUAUUCGGGCGGCGGACGCUGGUGUUAUUCGGGAUGGGGCUGUCGACGGGGUUGUUUACGGUGAUGGGCGUGGCGGGGUGUUUUCCGCAUAGUAGUGCGGCGUUGUGGGUGGUGGGCAUCUUCCUGCAGCUGUCGUGGUGGGUGUACGGGCCCGGCAUCGGCCCCGCCAUGGCCAUCGCCGGCGAAGUCUCGGCCGUGCGCCUGCGCGCCAAGUCGCUGGCUGUCGGCUUCACCUUCAACUAUUUCUUUUCGACGGUGUGGAACGUCGUCAUGCCGUAUCUGUAUAAUUCUGAUGAGGCGGAUCUGGGGGGGUUGAUUGGGUGGAUCUUUGCGGGGAUGGGGGCGGUCAUGUUUGUGGUGCUGUUUUUUGAAUUGCCCGAGACCAAGGGACGGUCGUUUGAGGACUUGGAUGAGUUGUUUGGGGAGAAAGUUGCGGCCAGGAAGUUUGCGGGGUUUCAGUGCGAGAGGGCGGUGGGGUUGGCGGUGCGAAAGGGGGUGGAUGAGUAG